Messenger RNA from Striga asiatica, 489 nucleotides. Lineage: Eukaryota; Viridiplantae; Streptophyta; Magnoliopsida; Lamiales; Orobanchaceae. The record is from the annotation of a GenBank genome assembly.
AUGCACGUACCCAACUUUAACAGCGAGAGCGAGAGCAGCUCUCAUCUUGGGCUUGGAUUGACGCCGUACGGCGUCUCGGACAGAACGUCGUCGUCAUUGACGGUGACGAGCUUGAGGGAGCGGAACCGCCGUUUGCUCCUGCUCAGGAUCUGCGGCGACUCCACCGGAAGCAAAUCCAUGGCGAUAGCUUGCGAAAUGUUUCGAGACAAUGGGGUCGAGGGCUCGAAGGACUGGGUCAUAAGCGAGCAGGCGCCGCACAUUGAUGCACGUUCUCACGUGUUGAAGGGACUCCACAGGUUCUUCAAUCGUGAGAUCAUAAACUUGAAGGAGACAGCCGCCACAGCCAUUUCUUUGGUAGGGGGGUAUGAGAAACAAAGCACUUUACCUGACCUAGGCGCAGGCGAAUCCCGUCAGGAUACCUGUGAAAACGAUAAACAGCUGCAAAAGCAAGCAGCCUUGUGCAACUAUCAUGAUGGUCUUUUCGGAUAA